This is a messenger RNA of Penicillium hordei, 1341 nucleotides long. RefSeq lists its product as uncharacterized. Gene Ontology annotation, molecular function: transmembrane transporter activity. Bases 1 to 1341 code for a protein of 446 amino acids. The transcript is spliced from 4 exons. The record is from RefSeq and is a predicted model, not a curated record. Gene Ontology annotation, cellular component: membrane. Gene Ontology annotation, biological process: transmembrane transport. NCBI's taxonomy places the organism in Eukaryota, Fungi, Ascomycota, Eurotiomycetes, Eurotiales, Aspergillaceae.
AUGUCUAUUGCAGUGCGGGAUAGUCCGCACACUACAAUCUAUGAAGGUCAAACCUGCCAACAUGAAAAUCAGACUUCGUCGACGUCUGAGUUGUCUUGCCAAAUCACCGACGAAAAAUGGAACUACCCGCGAUCCAACAUAGCAAAGACACUGGCAACGUUCUGGAGCUUCCUAAUAAUGGGAGCAAAUGACUCCGCAUACGGUCUCGAAUCCUACUACAACCUCUCCUACACAAUCGUCUCACUCGUCUUCCUCUCUCCACUACUCGGUUAUGCCACCGCCGCAAUCGUGAACGAACGAGCACACUGUGCCAUAGGCCGACGAGGCGUAGCCUUCGUCUCAUCGUUGUGCCAUCUGAUAGCCUACAUCCUGAACUGUGUGCAUCCACCAUACCCGGUCCUCGUUGUAUCAUUCAUAUUCGCAGGUCUGGGAAAUGGCCUCGCGGACUCGGCAUGGAAUGCCUGGAUUGGAAACCUCGAUAAUGCAAAUCAAUUACUCGGUCUGCUUCAUGGAUCUUAUGGUGCAGGUGCUGUUAUCAGCCCUCUCAUUGCGUCUCUACUUGUUGCAGAUGCCGGGUUGCCGUGGUAUUAUUUUUAUUACAUUAUGAUUGGAGGCGCUGCAAUCGAGAUUCUCGUCUGCGUCGCAUGUUUCUGGGAUUCUACAGGAGCGUCAUUCCGACUCGCUAAGAAACAACAACCCGGUGAUGCCUCCGAGAAAGCAGGCUUGCGCAAGGUCCUGUCCACAAUGCCCUUUGCUCGAAUUACUUGGAUCUGCUCAAUCUUCUUACUUGGAUAUGUUGGCGUCGAAGUAGCGCUAGGAGGAUGGGUCGUGACAUUUAUGAAAAAAGUGCGGCAUGCCGCACCGUUCGCUAGCAGCAUGACGUCUACUGGAUUCUGGCUCGGUAUAACCCUUGGACGGGUUGUCCUUGGAUUUGUGACUCCUUUGAUUGGUGAGAAGAUUGCCAUCUCGAUCUAUAUCUCGCUCGAGAUCGCAUUUUGUCUCAUCUUGUAUCUGGUUCCGAACUUCUAUGCGGGCGCAGUCGCGGUAUCCCUGCAAGGGUGCUUUCUAGGUCCAUUAUUCCCAGCGGUUGUGAUUGUUACCACAAAACUCUUACCAAAGCACUUGCAUGUCAGCGCUAUUGGGUUUGCAGCAGCCUUUGGUGGUGGUGGUGCGGCUGUGCUUCCGUUUAUUGUCGGUGUACUUGCGCAGGCUAAGGGUGUUAAGGUUUUGAUGCCAUUUAUCAUAGCGCUUUCGGGGGCAAUGUUGCUUCUUUGGAAUUGUCUUCCAAGAAUCCCGAGAGAUAGAAGUGCAUCGGCUAACAAUAAACGUGAGGCUUGCUAG